UUUGUAGCCACGCCCACUCAGAGCUUCCGGUCCAGCAAGAGAAAAUGUCAGCAGUGUUGGCCAUUUCUCUGAAUUAAGGCAGUCCUCCCUCCCCUAGCAGUCGCCCGGAGAAUUCCCAGAAGUGCCCCCAAUAGACUCAGAGGGAAAAACGAAGGAGAAAGGGACUAGGAGUCUCCCCCUCUCACACAAAACGCUCACCGUAUACCCGUCCCCGUCACUCCUGGAUAAAGAUGGCUACCGUUGAGACUGUUGAUUGGAGACAAGCGAGACAAUGGCUAAUAGACAGUGGUGUCAUCCCUCCCACUCACAGGGUCACUAAACCAGACGUCGCUCUAGUUGAUUUUGCUCGGUCCCUUCGUGAUGGAGUCUUUCUCUGCUCGCUUUUGAACCGACUCCAGCAAGGCUCUGUCGACUUUACAGCCAGACCGGUCAUGCAGCACUCUUAUAUUAAAAAUAUCAAUGCAUUCUUAUUUGCUUGCAAGCAUCACUUCAAUCUCAAAGACAACGAUCUCUUUACUGACUCUGAGCUUUACGACGUCGACAAUUUCUCAAAGGUCAUGCUUGCGCUAUCAAAGCUGUCUCACACUCAGCAAGCAUUGGCUAUGGGAUGGAAACCGUUCCCGAACGAAGAUGAUAAUAAGUUACAUUACAAUGACGUAAGCGGAGAUGAUAUCUAUGCGUCGCUGCAGGAAGUAUCAGCUCAAACUGCAGUUUAUGCUAAUAUUCAAGAUCUCUAUCCCCAGUCACCAGCUGAUGACGAUUCUUACGGCUAUGGAAGUGAAAAGAUUUACGAUUCAGUCUGUUACUAUGAAGCAACUCCGGUGAAAGAGAAUGACUACAUUGAAAAGAAGAAGUCCAUCAUUACUGAGCUUUAUGAGACAGAGAAAAGCUUUUUAUCUGUUCUUCAGACCAUUGCAGUGGAUUAUUACGAAACUCUUAAGGAGCAAAGUCUUGAAGAACUUAAACAGAUAUUCGAGUUGAGUCAAAGGAUCCUCCCCUACCACCUCUCCCUUCGUGAUGGCCUCUCCCAGUGUCUCGAAAGCAAAGCAGAAGACGUUAGCAAACUAUUCCUUGAAGCUGAAGAAGGCUUGUUGCUGUAUGGUAUGUAUGCAGCUCAUUUGCCAGAGGGACAAGAAAGAGCUAAAUUCUUCCAGGCUAAGGGCGAGACCAGUAAACUAAUGCAGGCGACAAUGGAGAAGCAUCAGCAGAGAUUCCCCUUGAGUGACCUCCUACCAGUUCCUAUUCAAAGACUGUUAAGAUAUCCUCUACUCAUUAAAGAACUUGAGAAAUGUACCAAGAAAAGUGGAGCCGGCUCUAGCACAAAAUUAAAUAAAGUUAUUCAAACUCUAGAGGAUGUGUCCAAGUAUAUUAAUGUAACGAAGGAGCACUUUGAGAAGAUGAGAGCCAUACAAGAACUGGAGUGCACCAUUGUGGACUAUAGAGGACCCAAGCUAAGCGGAGAGUGUGGUCACUAUCACAUGGACGGUGAAUUAAAAAUGCUCAAACUAGUUGAUGGCCAGAGAGAAGAACCUCGAAGCAGAUGGGUGUUCCUGUUUGACAAGGUUUUGAUCAUAACUCACAGAAGGUUUAGGUUUCUUGGAGGCAUAUCUUACUCUGUGAAGGAUCAUCACGACAUUGGGGACAUCACAUUAGACUCCAUAUCAUCAACUAGAGCUAGAAAUGCGGCUCAUUCUUUUAAAAUAAGAGUUGAAAAAGAUGGUGGCAAGGAAGCAAUUGAAUACAUUGCUUAUGCCAAAAAUGAUCAAUUGAAAUUUAAGUGGACCGACUCGAUAAAAAAAGCAAAAGAUGUAAUUAGACCAAAGGGUGGAAAAAAAGGUCAUCAUAGUUUUGAACUGGUUAAUUUUGACUGUCCAUCGAAAUGUAGUUACUGUCAGAAAUACUUGUAUGGGUGCUAUUUUCAAGGCUACAAGUGUAUAGUUCCGGAUUGCAAGGUGAUAUCACACGGAGAUUGCAUUGAAAAGCAACCGCCUUGUAAUAAAGCCUUUCGUCCACCAUUGCCAACUCAACUUAGUCAUCCACCAUUGCCAACUCAACAUAGCCAUCCGCCUCUCGCUUCUCAUGGCAGUAUUGAUACUCCCGGGGGCCCAAGAUUUGGCCCAGUACCAUCAAGAAGACCCAAUGGAGAGCCACCAGGCCAACGACAAGUAUAUGUUGCUACACAAAAAUAUAAUGCAAUUGGUCCAAGACGAGAAACGUUCCUUUCCUUCGAGAGAGGAGAUGAGAUUAUCAUAAAGGAGAAAGACCAUGAGUGGUGGGAGGGUGUUGUCUUAAGAACAGGCCAAAGAGGUUAUGUUUCGCCAAAUUAUUUAAAACCCCAAGGCCCACCCCAACCCUCACCUGAAGAUCUGCUAGUACAAAUGAGACGAAAACUCUCAGAAUAUUCAUGGUACAUUGGUAUGAGAACUCGUAUCGAUGCUGAGGUAGCACUCCACAGAUCCAGAGAUGGGGUAUUCCUUAUAAGGGAAAGCAUGGAUAGACCAGGAGAAUAUGCUGUAGCAUUAAAGUGGAGUGGGAUGCCCAAGCACAUCAAGAUAAUGAGAAACCCUCAAACCGAAAGGUUCUACGUCUCAGACGCCUGUGACUUUGACUCAAUCGAAGAACUUGUCGACUAUUAUCAAAAGAACACUCUAGGCGUGAGCUUCCCUGGAGUGGACACUACUCUUCGUAUUGCGUACUCUGAAGCCGCAAGACAUCACUCUGUCUCUGGUUCCUCCAGUAGUUCCUUGUUAAUGAUGUCUCCGCCUCCUUUUGGUCGAGACGGGGGGAUUUGGGUCGAGGCUGUGUAUGAUUAUGAUGCGGAAGGCCCUGGAUUUUUAUCUUUUCAUAAACACGAUCACAUUAAAGUAGUUACUAAAGAUACUCAGAGACUAGGCCUGUGGCUUGGAGAAUUUAAUGGGAAAACUGGAUUAUUUAGAUCUGAUCAUACAGUGCCUCUUAACUAGGAGCCAGAGUUUAAUUAACUGUUUUAAUGUUAAUAAUAAUAACCACACAUGUUUACGCUCUUCCACAAAAUUCGCACUUCAUUAUAUUUUCUGUUUAGCAACAAUUUGAAUUCGAUUAUUGUGUUUCUGUAUGUAUUACGAAUUGUUUUUUGUGUUGUUUUCCCUCUCUUUCUUUCUACGUCUUUUUCUACUUUCUUUUACACAAAAUGUAAUGGCUAAUAAUUUUAGUUUUAUUUAUGAUUUUAAAAAA
Amphimedon queenslandica is the source of this 3213-nucleotide messenger RNA. Its product is annotated as protein vav-1-like. The record is from RefSeq and is a predicted model, not a curated record. Gene Ontology annotation, biological process: regulation of GTPase activity; intracellular signal transduction; cell migration. Bases 231 to 2963 code for a protein of 910 amino acids. Gene Ontology annotation, molecular function: guanyl-nucleotide exchange factor activity; protein binding. The transcript has 27 exons. Lineage: Eukaryota; Metazoa; Porifera; Demospongiae; Haplosclerida; Niphatidae. Gene Ontology annotation, cellular component: cytoplasm.